GGCAUCCGGGAAACUCGUUACGGGAAGCCCCGCCUCCUCUGGAACGUCUGCCCCCUGGCCGGCCUGGGCCAAUGGGAGUCCGAGUUGGGUCCGGGAGGAGGACGGUGACCCGUGCAGGACGGGAUCGGGUCUGUGGUCCAGGCCUGGGCUGACGCCGUUACUUAGCGAAUGGGUGAGCAGGACCCGUACCGUGCCUGGGCCGUGAGGGAUGCGGCAGGAAUCCUUUGUGCAAUUAUGUCCAAUAAAACAUGAGAAAUGAAUUUGUAUCAGGCCUUCCCUCUGUAAAGGGAGUGCACUGGGAAAUCCAGAAGAGAGAAUGAACUAUGUGCAAAAUGUCUUCUCGAUGGAGCUGGGUGAUGAAUGCUUUAUAUAUUUCCAUGAGCGUUUGCUGUCUUGGAGUUUCAGGUGGACUUGUACAGUCAUGUGGUUACAUCAUCCCAGAGUCUCCAGUGUUGACCCUUGGCUCCAAUUUUACAGCACUGUGCAUUCUCAAUGAGAGUUGUCUUGACUUUGGCAAUAUACAUGCCAAUCAGAUUAUUUGGAAAAUCAAAAAUUCUGUAGUGCCUAAAGAACAAUACCGUGUAAUAAACAGAACCGUUUCCAGUGUCACAUUUAGUGACACCUCUACUUUAGCUACUCCUCUGACAUGUAACGUUUUAGCAGAUGGACAGAUUGAGCAGAAUAUCUAUGGAAUUGCAGUUACACUGGGCUUGCCCCCAGAGAAGCCUGAAAAUUUGAGUUGCAUUGUGCAUCAGAUGUCAGAAACUAAAUUUAUUAUGACUUGUACCUGGAAUCCUGGAAGGGAUACAUUCCUAGCCACUGAUUUCCGUUUAAAAUCUCAAUGGCCACUAGAAACCUUGCCUGACUGCGAACCACAAGGUGUAAAUAACUCUUGUGACAUUUCCAAUGUUCAGUUUUUUGUCAACCUGGAGGUCUGGGUGGAAGCUAAGAAUGCGCUUGGGAAGGCUGAAUCUGAGCACAUUGAUUUUGAUCCUGUGGACAUUGUGAAACCUUUACCUCCACACAACUUAGCAGUCAAUUCAAGAGAACUGCCCACUGUCUUGAAACUGUCAUGGGAGAACCAAAUUACAGUUGUUGUGAUGGAGCUGAAAUUUAAUAUUCGAUACAGGAUCAGUGACAGCCCAGACUGGAUGGAGGUUCCUCCUGAAGAUACAGCUUCACACAGAACUUCAUUCACUGUUCAGUCUCUUAAGCCUUAUACAAAGUAUGUGUUUUCACUUCGUUGUAUGAAGAAAAAUGGGUUGGGAUACUGGAGUGACUGGAGUGAAGAAAAGAGUGGGGUCACAUCUGAAGCAAAACCAUCUAAGGGACCACCUCUAUGGAGGAAGAUUGGCAUAUCUCACUCUCCAAACUCCUGGACUGUGCAUCUGAUAUGGAAGGAAUUGGAUCCUUCUGAAGCCAAUGGAAUAAUCUUAAAAUAUGAAGUGACUGUCAGAGCAAGACCACCUCUGUCAUGUCCACCUGAAAAAUACAGUGUUAAUAGCACAAACCUGACUUUAAAUUUAACAAAUGGAACAUAUGAUGUGACAGUAACUGCUCAUAACAGGAUUGGUGGAUCUCCCCCAUCGGUUUUGCUUAUUCCAGCAAGUAACUCUAAAGCUUCUGUGAAAGAUAUUAAAGCAUUUCCUAAAGAUGGCAAGCUUUGGGUAGAGUGGACGGCUCCUGACAAUAGUGUGGUUAAAUAUGUGAUUGAAUGGUGCAUGGUGUCCGACAGCUCGGACUGCAGCACAGAAUGGCAGCAGGAACUUGGUACUUCUCAAGGCACAUUUUUAAAAGGAGAUAUAAAGCCAUUCAAGUGUUAUUUGAUAACGGUUCAUCCAUUGUAUACUAAUGGUCAAGGAAAUGGACAAUCUACAAAGGCAUAUCUUCAGCAAGGCAUGCCUGCAAAAGGACCCACUGUUCAGACAAAAAAAGUAGGAAAAGCCGAAGCCGUUUUAGUAUGGAAACCUCUUUCGGUGGAUGAGCAAAAUGGGUUUAUCAGAUAUUACACUAUAUUAUAUAGAACUGUCAGUGGCAAUGAAACAGCUGUGAAUGUGGACCCUUCCAAAACAGAAUAUACCCUCUCCCCCUUAUCCAGUGACACUUUAUACAUGGUGAAGAUGGAGGCACAUACAGAUGAAGGAGGCACAAGUGGUCCUGUAUUUACAUUUACUACACAAAAGUUUGGAAAAGGAGAAAUAGAAGCCAUAGUUGUACCUGUAUGUCUGGCAUUCCUGUUGUCCAUCCUUCUGGGAGUAUUGUUCUGCUUUAACAAACGGGACUUAAUUAAAAAGCAUAUCUGGCCUAAUGUUCCUGAUCCUUCCAAAAGUAACAUUGCUCAGUGGUCCCCUCAAACUCCAACUAAGCAUAAUUUUAGUUCCAAAGCUCAGAUGUAUCCAGAAGGCAGCUUUACUGAUGUAAGCGUGGUUGAAAUAGAAGCAGAUGACAAGAAGUCCUUUUCAGAGCAGGAUCUAAAACCCUUCAACUUGCUUAAGAAGGAAAAAAAUACUUCAGAGGGGCACAGCAGUGGUAUUGGAGGAUCCUCAUGUAUGUCUUCUCCUAGGCAAAGUGUUUCCGACAGUGAUGAGAGUGAAUCUGCACAAAACACUUCAAGCACUGUACAGUAUUCAACUGUAGUACUCAAUGGCUACAGAGACCAAAUUCCUUCUGUUCAAAUCUUUUCAAGGUCUGAAUCCACCCAGCCGCUGCUAGAUUCAGAAGAGAAACCAGAAGAUAACCCAGGAGGAGGUGAAAAUGCAACUCCAAGGCAGCAGUAUUUCAAACAAAAUAGUAGUCAGGAUGAAACCAAUACAGAUGGGUCACAUUUUGAAAGAGCAAAGCAGGUUACUCCUCCAGUAAACGAGGAGGAUCUUGUUGGACUUGCACAACUACAGAUUUCAGGUCACAGUUCACAGCUGUGUGGCUCUGGGCCAGAGAGAAAUAAACCUGAAUCUGCUUUGGCAGAUGCGUUAAGUCCAAGUACUGAGGGACAGAUUCUGAGACUGGAAACGAUGGGGAUAAACACAGCAACAGUUGAUGAGAUACCAAAAAGUUACAUGCCACAAACUGUAAGGCAAGGGGGCUAUAUGCCCCAGUGAGAGGAGAGAGACUGGCUCUGUUAAGCCUUCAGUAGUACCUGAUCCAUUUCUUUUUCCCCUGUGUUUCUGAUGAGUUAAGCUAAGUAUUUUUAUCUGAAAUCAGAUAAAAAUAUUCAGAUUCAUUUAGUGAAGAGAAUUUGAUGGAGGGUACAUGAGUACUAUCGUUCAUUGGGAUAUUUCCAGUCCAGAAUUACUGGAGAUCCUCCUAUAAGCACUACAUAGAUUCUCUUAUUUGUCUGAACAGGCCUUUGUGCUGCCUUGCAGUUUUGUUUGUCUUUGUAAUGUCACAUUUAAACAUGAUUGAUUGAAAGUAGCAAGUUUUAUUUUGUUACAUAGGCCAAGGGGCAUCUAAGAAAAAAAUACUAGGAGUCUUCUGGCCAGGGCUGUGGAGCUGUGCUCUGGCUCCGCUCUAGCUCCAGGCAAAAACCUGCAGCUCCACUGCUCCGGGCUCCAGCUCCGAGCUCCGCUGCAAAGCCCUGCUUCUGGCCAUGCAUGAUAUUAAGAUGCCUACUUUGGCUAAGCUUGAUUAGACCAGAGUGUGUUCCUCCAAAGGUUUAAAAAAAAGAAAGUACAGUAUUACAUAUUUUUAAAACUUUAUCCAGUGACCAAACAAUUUCGACCCACAUUCAU
Messenger RNA from Gopherus flavomarginatus (Mexican gopher tortoise), 3728 nucleotides. RefSeq names its product interleukin 6 cytokine family signal transducer (gene IL6ST). The coding region runs from base 324 to 3098 and encodes 924 amino acids. Gene Ontology annotation, cellular component: membrane; external side of plasma membrane; signaling receptor complex. Gene Ontology annotation, molecular function: cytokine receptor activity; cytokine binding. The transcript has 17 exons. NCBI's taxonomy places the organism in Eukaryota, Metazoa, Chordata, Testudines, Testudinidae. Gene Ontology annotation, biological process: cytokine-mediated signaling pathway. The record is from RefSeq and is a predicted model, not a curated record.